AUGGAAUCUGCUGGGCUGAUGGCUGGGUUUCCCUGUCUUCCGAUUCGAGGCAUCUGCGACUACUCCGACUCACACAAAAACAAGCAAUGGCAAGGAUACGCUGCUGCUAUUGCUGCUGUCUUUGCACUGAGCCUGAUCCUCACAGCUCCGUACGAAGACUCGCAGGCUACGGGCAAUGAUAUUAAUACUGAGGCUUUGCGCCAACACAUUGAUCUUGUUGUCCAGACUGUCAUGUGA
This is a messenger RNA of Aspergillus puulaauensis, 237 nucleotides long. RefSeq lists its product as uncharacterized. The record is from RefSeq and is a predicted model, not a curated record. Gene Ontology annotation, molecular function: catalytic activity. NCBI's taxonomy places the organism in Eukaryota, Fungi, Ascomycota, Eurotiomycetes, Eurotiales, Aspergillaceae. Gene Ontology annotation, biological process: nucleoside metabolic process. Bases 1 to 237 code for a protein of 78 amino acids. The transcript has a single exon.